UAAACUAAUCUAACAGUGUCUCAUUUACAUCAAUUCAAAGUUUAGAAAUGAAUAGACACACGACAACAUUAGUCGUACUUUCACUACUUCUCGUGGUCUCCGAUCAUACAAGGCUAAUGAUUCGAGUUCACUCGUACGUACCGUUUUGUGCAUACACAUAUGAUUAUUUCUCUUAUUGUCUUGAAUUUCUCACGGGCAAUUAUUACAAACCCGGUAAGAAAUGUUGUGUCCAUAUCGCAAAACUUAACAUAAUUGCCAAGCACAAAAAAGAGAAUCCGAGACUUCUGUGUAAUUGUGUUGAGAUGAUGACGAGAGGUUAUACGCCUCCGAUGUUGGCUGAUAAGAUCCAAGAGCUUCCUCCUCUUUGCAACACACAUCUCAGCUUCCCUAUCUCCUCUAGCAUGGACUGUUCCACGUAA
This is a messenger RNA of Brassica napus (rape), 419 nucleotides long. Its product is annotated as non-specific lipid-transfer protein 13. Lineage: Eukaryota; Viridiplantae; Streptophyta; Magnoliopsida; Brassicales; Brassicaceae. Gene Ontology annotation, biological process: lipid transport. The record is from RefSeq and is a predicted model, not a curated record. Gene Ontology annotation, molecular function: lipid binding. Gene Ontology annotation, cellular component: membrane. The transcript has a single exon. The coding region runs from base 48 to 419 and encodes 123 amino acids.